Molecule: messenger RNA, 1104 nt
Organism: Hyla sarda
Lineage: Eukaryota; Metazoa; Chordata; Amphibia; Anura; Hylidae
Exons: 4
Coding region: 472-1104 (210 amino acids)
Source: RefSeq, a predicted model, not a curated record
CGCGGUGGGGGUCUGACCGCUGGGACACAUUAUACAUGAGUGCGUUUUUGGACAGUAAAACUAUGCCAAAAAGCAGGUCUACUUUAAAGGGGUACUCCGCUGCCCCAACGUCACGCCACGCCCCCUCAAUGCAACAUGCCCCCUCCCAUACACUUGCAUUGAGGGGGGUGGCGUAACAUCGGGGAGUGAUUCAAACUUUUAUUAAGGAAGGGGGUUAAAUGAUCUUUAUUCACUUUAUUUUUUUUUUGCUAUGUUAUAGCUCCCAUUGGGGGCUAUAACACUGCACACACUGAUCUUUACAUUGAUGAAUGGUUCAGGAUGCCGCGAUUUCGAACAGCUCCCUGAGCUAACCGGCAGUGCUUUACUUUCACUUUAGAUGCGGCGUUCAACUUUGAAUGCCCCGUCUAAAGGGUUAAAAUGGGAGUGGUUGCAGUGGUGCCACCUCCUCCUAUCCCCUGCCAUUAGUCAGCAAUGAGUGCUGACCAAUGGCAGUUGAAGACGGGGGGGUUGCCAUGGAAACCCCCACCCCUGGAUGUCGGGCAGAACAGGGGAAGUAGAUGGUGGCCGGUAACUGAGAAGAAGAUGCGGUGGGGACCGGCGAUCAUCGGUGGCAUCAGCGGAGAUCAGCGGCGCAGCUAUGUCCCAGGCUGCACACUGAUUUAUAGGGUAGAAAAGCCCAUGGAGAAGCUCUGGAGACUUCAUACUGCUAUAUCCCUUGCUGCUCAGUGUGCGUGGCUGACUGGAGGAACUGCUCAAGUCAACAUCUACACUUUACAUCAGUUAACUCCUUCAGUAUCAUCUACCUUCUGCCACUAUUUACCUUUUUGUUGGAACUGUUUAAGAUCUGUGUCUUCACUGUGUGGAAGAAGUUCAGUAAAAGUUACCCAUUAUGCUACAACACCCUUGACUAGUCAGACUAGUGAUGGUAAGCUUGGUGAUGAGAUUUUAAGGCAUCAUGGUGGACAUGCUGAGAGGGAGCACAGAGCCCUUGAUCCAACAUUAGAAGUUCAUACUGAGAGCAGUGGUGAGGAUCAUGAGGAGGAGUUGGAUGAUGAUGAUGUCAGCAGGCCUGUUGGCAGGAUUGAUGACUUUGUCUCAAAAUAG